Molecule: messenger RNA, 6132 nt
Organism: Macrobrachium nipponense
Lineage: Eukaryota; Metazoa; Arthropoda; Malacostraca; Decapoda; Palaemonidae
Product: protein argonaute-3-like
Exons: 19
Coding region: 189-2972 (927 amino acids)
Biological process (GO): regulatory ncRNA-mediated gene silencing
Cellular component (GO): P granule
Molecular function (GO): protein binding; piRNA binding; RNA endonuclease activity
Source: RefSeq, a predicted model, not a curated record
AGAGUAAAUUUUAAAAUUCAUAAGCCUUCAACUUAACAACAACACCCUCAACGAGUAUCCUUGUACGCUUGGCGUGACGACGAACGCUGUUCUGUUGACAUGGUGGUUCGGUAAAUGAAUGAACGCUGAUUAACCCAACAAACGUAUAACAUUUCAGAAUUUAUAUUGGAUCAUUGCAUCAAAGCAGUAUGGAAGAACAACCCCCAAAACAGGCACGUGGACGAGGUGGUCGCGGGGCUAUGGUUUUGCAGGCUUUGCAAGCUGCGGCUCGUCAGCCUGGCCAAAUAGCAUCGGCCUCUGCUACACAGCCAGGCCCUGCUGUUCCACCUAUUGUAAAGACUGGUGGAGCAGGUGUCCAGGUUGACAGUGAAUCAGCUUCUGAAGAUGGCAGCAGUGUUGCUUCAGGGAUUUCUCGCAAGUCCAGUGGGAGAGGAGCACUUAUAGCCCAAUCUGUCAAAAAAGGUUUAUCUGGUGAACUAGGUGGGGCCGCAGACAUUGGGCCCGAGCAAGGGAAGUUUAAUAUUGGCCGAGGUAGAGCUGAUAUAAUCAGGGCUUUAAAAUUUGCAAAUGUGACUAUGCAGCCUGGAGGAGAACCUUUAAUUCCAGAGCCAAUUGGGGAAGAUACAAAAUCAUCAGCAUUAACAGAAAGCAUGCAGGAUUUGGACAUUUCAGAUCAAGAUAGAAAUGUUGUAUGUAAAAAAGGAACUUCAGGAGCAAAAUUUUCUGGUUAUGCAAACUGGAUACCUCUGUCUUUAAAGUCCAACAUGGCUGUGUUUGAGUAUGAAGUUAAGUUCCAACCUUCAAUUGAUGCUCGAAAUCUUCGAUUCAGAAUUCUCAAUUCCCAGAAAGAUAAACUUGGUUCUGUCAAGAGUUUUGAUGGAACAAAAUUGUGGUUACCCAUAAAGUUACCAAAUGAGAUUACUGUCUUGUCUGCCACCCAACCCUUAACUGGGGAGCCAGUAACAGUUAAGAUUAUUUACAAGCUGAGAAUUGCUAUGGAUAAUUGUGUGCAGUUAUAUAAUGUACUUUUUGGGCGUAUCAUGAGGAUACUUAAAAUGGCUAAAGUUGGCAUGAAUUAUUAUUCCCCAGGAGGAUCUAUAUUAGUGCCCCAACACAAGUUAGAAAUUUGGCCAGGAUACAUAACAGCCGCUCAUUUCAUGGAAGGUGGAUUAAUGCUGAUGGUUGAUGUGUCUCACCGUACCUUGCAAACAGAAACCUGCUAUGAUGUCAUGUCUGACAUAUUUAAAUCACAGCAAGGAAAUUUCAAAGAACGUGUUUCUAAAGAAUUAGUCGGGGCUAUUGUACUAACUAGGUACAAUAACCAAACAUAUAGAAUAGACGAUAUCCUCUUUGACCAGAAUGCAGAGUCAACUUUUACUCUCAGGAGCGGUGAAGAGAUACGUUACAUUGAUUAUUACAAGAAUGUGUAUGAUAUAAAAUUGAAGGACCCAAAGCAGCCAUUACUACUACAUCGAGUUACCAAAAAAGAACUCAAGGAUAAGGGUGUUACCAAAGCUCUUUGUUUAAUGCCAGAACUGUGUUUCUUGACUGGCUUGAAUGAUGAAAUGCGUGCUGAUUUUCGAGUGAUGAAGGACAUAGCUCAGUACACAAGAGUUACACCUAGUGUACGACAGGCAUCGUUAAGAACAUUUAUUAAAAAUGUUAAUGAAAAUCCAGAAGCACGUCAGACCCUGGCAGAUUGGGGUUUGUCAUUAGAUGAGAGUCUGAUUUCAGUAGAGGGACGAGUAUUACCACCAGAAACUAUUUAUUUUGGGAGCAAAGAAGUACCUGGGAAUGAAAUGGCAGACUUCAGUCGUGAGGCGUGCAGAGAAAAGGUCAUCAUGCCGGUGGACCUUAAGCCAAAGUGUUGGGUGAUUAUGUACUUCCACAAAGAUGAACAACGCGCCAAUAAGUUUGCCGAUAUGUUACGACAAGUCACACGUUGCAUGGGUAUUCAAGUGGGAGAGCCGAACUUUGUUCGGUUACAGAACGACAGAAUAGAAACCUAUGUAAAUAGCCUGAAAAAGUUUUACCAUGACCAGUUGCAGAUAGCUGUCAUAAUCUUCCCUACUUCACGUGAUGACCGUUACUCUGCUGUGAAACGAUUAGCAUGCCUUGAGCUCAAGAUACCAACGCAGUGUAUCAUUUCCCGCACUAUCAGUCAAGAGACCAAAUUGAGAUCUGUCACUCAGAAAAUUGCUCUGCAAAUGAAUUGCAAAUUAGGGGGUGAACUGUGGGCUUUGAAGAUUCCAAUGACUGGGUUGAUGGUGUGUGGCAUUGAUGUAUAUCAUGACCCAUCAAGAAGAGGUGCCUCUGUAGUUGGUUUUGUUGCAUCCAUGAAUAAUACCCUUACUCGAUGGUUCUCCAACACCAGCUUUCAGCAUCCUGGAGAUGAAAUUGUUCAUGGUUUGAAGAUUUCCCUUCUUGAAGCACUGCGCAGAUAUCAUGGGCUUCACCAUGCUUUGCCAAGAACCAUUAUUGUGUACAGAGAUGGCGUUAGCGACGGUCAGCUCAAAUUAAUAGAGGACCAUGAGGUUCCACAAGUUGCAACGAUUUUCCAAAACUUUGAUUCAUAUGAACCGAAAUUGUCAUAUAUUGUUGUUCAGAAGAAAAUCAACACAAGGAUAUUUGCAGCCAUGAGUGCUAGAAAUUUGGACAAUCCUCCUCCAGGUUCAGUUGUAGAUCACACUAUCACAAGACGUUACUGGUAUGAUUUCCUGCUAGUGUCCCAGCAUGUGAGACAGGGAACUGUAUCUCCAACUUACUACAUAGUUGUACGAGACACCAGUAAUCUUAAGGUAGAUAAUAUGCAGAAGUUAAGCUACAAAUUGACCCAUUUGUACUAUAACUGGCCUGGUACUGUUCGUGUUCCUGCACCCUGUCAGUAUGCACACAAGUUGGCGUAUUUAAUCGGUCAGAGUGUUCGAAAAGAGCCAGGUCCAGAGUUGGCUGAUAAGCUGUACUUUCUCUGAAGAAACUAGCUUCCAAGUAAGCAUUAUCAAGGUUGAAGCCAAAGAAGGACAGGGGUGUGUGCGAUGAUAAUGAUUCAUCAGCAAGUGUGUUAACUGGCAACUUAUCAUGCUAGAAUGUUGACAAGAAGAUUAUGCAUUUGAAGAUAGAAGUCCUCAGUUUUCCAUGGGAAUGAGACUAGUGUUAUUUGCAGUUUGUCAAGUUGAUGUACACUUCUUGCAGUUAUUUAUAAGCUCCACUAUGUUAUUUACUUGUUGCUGUCAUCAUUAAUUUUCAUCUAUAAUGUACUCUACUAAUUUUACUUAUUGUUUUAGUAUCCCAUUUCAUGCAUGAUUUGCAUGGCCAUAUUUAACAAGCAAAUACCUUAAGUUUUUUAUAGCCCAAAGAAAAUUAGCAGCAACUGUUACUCAUUUGAUCAUUAUCCCUCCAGUGUUCACCAGUUCUUUAAAAUGUUAUUUGUAAUCAGAUUUUUAAGGGAGUGAAUGGUGUCUUCAUUCAUUGUUAUUGUUACCAAUGUUUGAAUAAUUUUUUAUUUUAAUUUUGCUUAAUCAUUAAAAUGCUAGUUUUUAUUUUUGUGCCACAUGAUAGCCUAGCUUUUAUUUUUGUGUCAUAUGAUAACCUUGGAAAAGACAAGAUUACUUUAAUACCAUUAAACUGUUCGUUGCUCAAGUACAUGCAGAGCCCUUAAUUUCUUCCAAGCCAACUAUGUUUUUAUGUUAUUCUUCACAGCUCGAUCCCUCAGCUUGGGUGGUGGGCACCAUGCUACAUGGGUGGGACGGUCUGGACAUGUACAUUCUUCCACUGAUCUGUCUAUGAGAUUCUAACAAAAGUUUCAGGUAUCGGUAAAUUCUCAGAUGACAUACAAAGCUUUUUUUUGUCUUUUUUUGCCUCGGCAUGAGUGGUUUUUGGACCAUUUAAAACUUGUAGAUUUUCACAAGUCUGCUAGCUUGGAGGAUUCUUUUAAAGGCAACUCAUUUCCACAGGUUUUGUCUCCAUUCCCAGUCACUACAUCUGCAGACUUUUUGUCCAUUUGAGGAAUAUAAAGAAACUUCUCUCAUGGUAUUCAAAAUGUACAAUGCUGUUUUGCCUCGACUCGAGUAACAAAUUUAUGCACCAUGAGUAAAUGUAUUCCUGAAGUUUCACUGACGCCUUCAAGUUUGAGCUUGUCUUUGGUUUUGCUUGCCCUUGCUUGACAACCUCAGUUGGUUUGCCCUUUGCCCCAGAGGUUGUAGCCAAGACUCAGUUUGUUAGAGGGAUUAUUCCCACAUAUGUUCCUUUUGAAAUCCCUACCAUACCAUCUUCGGCUUAGUAUAAGUCUGCCAUGUCGUGAAAGCUCUCUCUUCCGUCCUUGUUCUUAUACAUCAUAAAAAAAGUCCUCCCAUAGGGGAUAGUGCCAUAAAUUUACUGGACAUGAUGCACUGUAGGCAUUACUUGAGGUGUAUGCUGCAUCCCUUCAGCCUAGCUGCACCCACUUUUUAGCCUUUUACUUUACCUCAGUUAUCACUUUUUCUGCAGUCUUAAUGUCCAACUUCUUGUAGCUUAACUGCAUUGUUUGUUCCUAGUUCUACCUUUAGGUCUUUGUACUUUUAUCUUUAUUUUCAUGGUCUUUACCUUGCUUUCUAAUCACUCCUACCACCUUUUUUCACCGUCUUAAUAGCUUAAGUGCUUGAAAGUGCCUAGUUGAUGGUUUGACAGCCUAAAUUUCAUAAAUCAGUUAAAUAAAAGUCUUGUCCAAGAACUUACUAUCUUUUGGCUACAAAACUUUUUUUUCUGUGGCUUGUUUUAAGGCUCCAAGGAGGAUGUUGCUGUCCUAAAGUUGAAGCCUGUGAGGUGCACACCAUGUAAUUCUCCCAAGUUUUCAAGUUCAAUCUGGGGUUCUUUGCCCUCCUGAGGAGAAGAGACCUGAUGUCAGAAUGCUAAUUUUAUGGUUGUGGUGUCGCCCAGAAGACCUUUAAUUUGUGUUAAUUUGGAUCCAAUGUCAUUUUACUUAAUGUGAUUUAUUCCUCUAUAAUAAUCUUUAACAUGGAGACAUUCAUCUCCUGGAGUACCUGACAUUCCAGUUUUUAGUAGGGUGGUAGCCCCUCCAUCAGUUUAUUUUUCCUCUACAAACCUACGUCUUGUAAAAGUGUCCAGUAUCUACCAUUUCUUCCAUUGCAAACUCAUUACUGAUGGAAAUAAUGUUUUUGGACUUACCUUUACCAACUUCCAAGAACUUUCCAGGGUCUGGACCACGAGCAGCUAAGUGUACAUUUUGAACUCUUCUACUUCAUCUUCCCUCCUAAACAGUAAUUCAGGCUCUUAUUUUAUGAGUACGUUUGUGAUUGAACAACCCCCCCUUUUUUUUCCAUAAGUUUUUAUGCAAAUAUUUAUACAAACCUGUUCAUCAUUGGUUUUUGUACCAUCCUUGCUUCCCCCUCUCUCUUAGAUGAAUGUGACACAGAUUGAGCACUGUGGCAGAUUCCACAGGAACUAGGGAGUUGACGGCCAUGCAACUCUGGAUUUUCUUUUUGUUUGACACUGCUUCCUGUAUCUGGGUGCAUUCCACACAGAUGUUUGUGACACAUUAAUGAUUGAUGGAUUUCUAUGAAAACUUAUUUUGUUUGUAAAUUCAUAGUUUUUUGUUUCUUUGUAUUUUGCACUUUUGGUUCUUUGUAUUUUGCACUUCUCCCAGAAAGGGCUCACCUACAUGUAAUGGGAGAGGGCUGUCUCUGGUAUCAGUGGCCAUGUCCAGACAAAAUUAUGAGGAUAACAUUAAAAUCUUUUUUUAUAUGUAUAUUUCAACUUGAUCGUUGUAGUACGUAGUACCAGUGUACCGUAGCACAGGCGCAUGUUUUUCAUUCUUGUUGCUGGACAAAAACCUUGUCAGCUUUAUCAUCCCUGCUGGAAUCAGCAGACUCUCCAAAGAAUUGUAAAGUUUGUAGUAAAAAUUUAAUGCAUGUGUUUAGUUAUGCUAUGUUUUCUUACCAUAGAGCAUGUCAUUCCUUUGCGUGCUGCUCAUCCAUGCCCAUUUCAAUUCAUUGUUUUUGAAUUUUAUAGAUUCAGUCAAGUAUAUUCUUCCUAAAGCCAUUGAUAAAUUGAAAUAUUGUCUAGUCCUUCAAGUACAGAAAGGUGUGCAUGGUUUGUACUGGUAGAUAUUAAAAUUUUUAUAAAAAUUACUUUUCA